Molecule: messenger RNA, 937 nt
Organism: Hibiscus syriacus
Lineage: Eukaryota; Viridiplantae; Streptophyta; Magnoliopsida; Malvales; Malvaceae
Product: inositol-tetrakisphosphate 1-kinase 3-like
Exons: 10
Coding region: 96-854 (252 amino acids)
Biological process (GO): inositol trisphosphate metabolic process
Cellular component (GO): cytoplasm
Molecular function (GO): inositol-1,3,4-trisphosphate 5-kinase activity; inositol-1,3,4-trisphosphate 6-kinase activity; magnesium ion binding
Source: RefSeq, a predicted model, not a curated record
AGGGUUAAGCCAGGAAUAAGGGGAUAUCAUUUCUUCCAAUUGAUCUUAGUAGACCUCUUUCGGACCAAGGUCCUUUUGAUAUUGUGUUGCACAAGAUGACAGGAAGAGAGUGGCGCCAGAUUCUCGAGGAGUACAGACAAACACAUCAGAACGUCCUAGUUCUUGACCCUCCGGAGGCUACUAAACAUUUACAAAAUCGCCAAUCAAUGUUACAGUGUGUCGCCGAUAUGAAUUUAUCUGAAUUUUAUGGAAAAGUUGGUGUUCCAAGGCAAUUAGUCGUUAAAAGAGAUGCAUCAUCCAUUCCUGAUUUUGUAGCCGAAGCUGGGUUGAGAUUGCCCCUUGUUGCUAAACCAUUGGUUAAUGAUGGAAGUGCAAAAUCACAUGAACUAUCACUUGCUUAUGAUCGAUAUUCUCUCCAGAAACUUGAACCUCCACUUGUUCUGCAGGAGUUUGUUAACCACGGAUGUGUUCUCUUCAAGGUUUUUAUUGUUGGAGAAGCCAUUAAAGUGGUUAGGCGUUUCUCUUUACCAAAUGUAACUAAACAAGACCUCUCGAACGAUGUUGGUGUUUAUAGAUUGCCGCGGGUUUCUCGUGCUGCCGCUUCUGCAGAUGAUGCAGAUUUGGACCCUAGUGUGGCUGAACUUCCUCCCCUGCCCUUACUUGAAAGACUGGCCAAAGAACUUCGUCAAAAACUGGGUCUUCGGUUAUUUAACCUAGAUAUUAUCCGGGAGCAUGGAACCAGGGAUCAUUAUAAGGUCACUGACAUCAAUUACUUUCCUGGGUAUGGGAAAAUGCCUGGGUAUGAACAGAUGUUUACAGACUUCAUCUUGAGCCUUAUGCAGCAGAAUCGAUAAAAGAAAAGGGAAAAUGGGGGGAAAAAAAGAAUGCUCAGCCUUUUGUUACUUGAAUGGUGCUCCAUUGACGGAUAAGAGUAUAU